Amoebophrya sp. A25 is the source of this 197-nucleotide messenger RNA. NCBI's taxonomy places the organism in Eukaryota, Dinophyceae, Syndiniales, Amoebophryaceae. The record is from the annotation of a GenBank genome assembly.
GCAAAGGCAAAAAGGGGAAAGGUAAACAAGAAGACGGUGGAGCAAAAGGGCCGCCGCUGAAGAAAGCCAGAAAAAAGGGAGAAGCAGCACCAGCAGAGGCAGUACCGGCGGAAGCAGCCGCUGCCCCUGAGGAAAACGGAGAAGAACAAAACAACACUGAGAAUGUUGCUGAAGAAGACUUUGGAGAAGAACUCUAA